Gongylonema pulchrum is the source of this 396-nucleotide messenger RNA. NCBI's taxonomy places the organism in Eukaryota, Metazoa, Nematoda, Chromadorea, Rhabditida, Gongylonematidae. The record is from the annotation of a GenBank genome assembly.
AUGCGGAGUAAUACGGUAGCUUGUUUUGUAUUGUUACUUUGUUCCACCGUAGCGGUGAUACUGCUUCUGCCCGUCGUUAUGAAUGCCACAGUUGUGUAUGUUGAUGUUCACAUGGGCGGCAUGAUUUUGACAACUUACAACAGCUCUUUUUAUAAAGAUGGAGAUCACCACCACAUCACGCUAACGAAAUGUAUUUUCGAAGAGAGCAAUCCGACAUUUAUGUAUUAUACGUUUGCUUGUGGCUUCUUGCUACCCGCACUUCUCAUUACUUAUUUCUACUUGAGUGUUAUUGCGCGACUGCGCAAAAGUGUUGCAAAUGUCCGCCGGCAUAGUGUUAUUGUGAAACAACAGAAUACGAAUAUGCGGAUAAGGCAGGUAUAUUUCGAAUUCGAAUGA